Cylindrotheca closterium is the source of this 1740-nucleotide messenger RNA. Lineage: Eukaryota; Bacillariophyta; Bacillariophyceae; Bacillariales; Bacillariaceae. The record is from the annotation of a GenBank genome assembly.
AUGAGUGCCUCCCAUCGCAAACUGGCGCGAUUACCCUUGGAGAUCUUUGACAAUUUACAUGUGCGAGUACAAUCGAGCCAUGGCCAACAGCAACAGCAACACCAACAGCAACAGCAACAGCAACAGCAACAGCAGCAAACCCCAGAAGGCCUUCGAUCUCAAAUUUGCAAUCGUCUCAAACGAUUUCCGUAUCGUCAGCAAUCAUCCAACAAUCACCACAAUCAUAAUCACAAGGGUUCUUCCACUACCACCACUACGGCCAGCAUCAAGACGGUCGGUGACUUACUAAGAGCCAACAAGCGGACUUUACUCAUUGCCUUGGAUCCGCUCUUGACCUUUCCAGAAUUGGAAUUGCUAUUGAGAAGAAUUUGCAAGAUUUGCAGCGCCAAGAACAAGAGUGCCUUUACCCUCCUCAAAUCGACCCAUGACAGCUUGCCCAUCUGUAGUAUCAGCAGUAGCAGUAUCAGCAGCAGCAGUAUCAGUAGCAGAAGUAGUAGUCAAGCCAACAUUGGAGAUCGCUUGCGAUACUUGCCCACUGGUCUCAAGUCACUCGAUUUGGCCUUGCAGGGAGGCAUUCGAGUGGGAUCUGUCACGGAAAUUGUGGGACGAGCGGGAGCGGGCAAGACCCAAUUGGCCUUUCAAUUGUGUCUUUUGGCGGCCAAAUACAAUCAAGGUUCCAUGUACAUGGAUACCGAACGCAAAAUAUCCUUGGAACGACUAGCCGAAAUGAGUCAAUAUCGAUUUUGCAACCAAAACAGCAGCAGCUGUUGUACAACUACAACUGCGAACAGCAAUAUGUUUUCCUACAAUAAUUCUACUGCUGGUGGUGCUGGUGGUGCUGGUGGUGCUGGUGGUGCAAGCUACAGUGAGGAUGGCACUCAGUCACAACCUACCAAGAAUGCUGCCAAUGACAAUGAUGAAUCGUUCAAUUUAUUUUCCUUCAAGUCACCCGAACAAGUCCUGGCCAAUGUCAUGGUGGAAACUCCCUCGUCGACGGAAGAAUUGAUUCAAACCUUGGAUGCGGCCGAAGAAAUCAUUUUGCAUCGAAAUCAGCAGACCACUAGUAUUGCUGCUACUGGUGGUACUGGUGGACAAGAUAACAACAACAACAACAACAACCACAACAAUUACAACCACAAUACUGCAACUACAGUAUUCCCAAUCCGUCUGUUGGUGGUCGAUAGCAUUGCGGCACCUCUCACAAGAGACUUUGGAUCGGAUGCCUACAUUGCUCGGUCGGCGGCCAUUUUUCAAUGCGGACAGAUAUUGAGACGAUUGGCCGAAACCUUGCAUUUGGCAAUCGUGGUCAUUAAUCAAGUGGGGGCUGUUGGGAAUACUAGGAAUACUGGUGGUAGCGGUAGUAGUAGUACUAGUACUAGUACUACUACUAGUACUACUCCUAUUGGUAGCAAUGAACAAGCCAACAGUCACAAUCACAUCCACCAACACAAUCACCACAACCACAAAUCACCAUUGUCCGUCAAGGCAGCAUUGGGAACAUCAUGGUAUCACUGCGUCUCCACAAGGUUGGUGUUGGAUCAAUAUGAUGUCAUGAAAGACGCUGGUAGCAGUAGUGGACAAGGCAAUGAAAAUAAUGAUGGUUGGACGGAUUUUGGCAACCUUUCCUCCUUAUCGACAACACGACGGACCUUGACGAUUGCCAAAAGCAACAUUGUGCCCAACAGUUCGACUCACUUUGAGAUUUGCAAUCUUGGGAUUGUGGAUACAGCAAAUACAUAA